Molecule: messenger RNA, 1222 nt
Organism: Leptidea sinapis
Lineage: Eukaryota; Metazoa; Arthropoda; Insecta; Lepidoptera; Pieridae
Product: mitochondrial inner membrane protease subunit 2
Exons: 1
Coding region: 178-672 (164 amino acids)
Biological process (GO): mitochondrial respiratory chain complex assembly
Cellular component (GO): mitochondrial inner membrane peptidase complex; membrane
Molecular function (GO): serine-type endopeptidase activity
Source: RefSeq, a predicted model, not a curated record
UUUAAUUGACAUUGAGAUAAUGACAUUCUGUUUAAAUUAAAGCAAUGUAACCUUUUACUUUUAAUGUUUUUAGUUUCAAAUUCAUAGAAAUGAUUGUAUAAUAAAAAAGAAAAGACUUCCAAAUAAAGCGAAUAUGUCUGUAAUAUUCCACUGCCAGGGAAGAUUACCGGCUUACAUAUGUGGCUUAAAAAUUUUUUUAGAUCAGUCCUUCUUGGUCUGCCCAUCGGCGUAACUUUUUUGGACACGGUUGGAUAUGUUGCACGGGUCGAAGGUGUAUCAAUGCAGCCGGUACUCAAUCCUGAAUCGAAGAAUACAGAUUACGUGUUCUUAUCCCGUUGGUCAGUAAGAGACUAUAAGGUUCAAAGGGGUGACAUAAUAUCUCUAGUGUCACCAAAGGAUCCGAAUCAAAAAAUUAUUAAACGCGUUGUUGGAUUAGAAGGUGAUAUUAUUAGCACAUUGGGAUACAAAAAUCAAUAUGUUAAGAUACCUGAAGGACAUUGUUGGGUAGAAGGUGAUCAUACAGGCCAUACAUUAGACAGUAACACAUUUGGCCCUGUUUCUUUAGGUCUGAUUAAUGCUAGAGCUCUGUGUAUUAUCUGGCCUCCAGAAAGAUGGCAGCAAUUACAUACAAAACUUCCAGAACAUAGAAAACCCAUAAGUAAGCUCAUAUGAGAUAUGCUUUACCUCUGUAUCUAUGUUGAUGGCAAGAACUAUUUUAUUAUUUUAAAUAUAAUUUAACAAAACAGUGUGGUUGCAAAAACUUAUGUUUGGAUUUAAAACAGUCAAGAACUAUGAAAUAGUAUAUAGUUUUAUAUUAGAAUUUAUUGUGUUGCAUCAGGAUCUGAGGAAAGCUAAUUGAAUAUAGUUAUAGAUUGAACAUUAUUGAAUAGAUAGGCCACUUUAUGUAAUGGAUAUGAUUAUAAAUUCGGAUCUAAAUGUAAAGAAUAAAAGUUGGUAUUGUAAAGUAAUUUAAUUUAACAUAAUUAAAAUUGCUCAAUUUAAAUGUUUUGUAGGGUUAAAAUUUUGUUUGUCAUGCUAUAAAACCCAACAUAUAAUUUACAGUCACGAUUUUACAAAAGUAACAUUAUCAGGUUUCUGUUUAGUCUGAAAAUUGUUGUUUAUUUAUUUCCUGUUAAAUUCUCAUUUAUUAUAACUACAUUUUAUAACAAAAUUGCUGGCUAUGAUAAAGACAUUCAUGAUAAAUAAAACUACAAAUUAACAA